Messenger RNA from Aedes aegypti (yellow fever mosquito), 866 nucleotides. RefSeq names its product 39S ribosomal protein L53, mitochondrial (gene mRpL53). Gene Ontology annotation, cellular component: mitochondrial large ribosomal subunit. NCBI's taxonomy places the organism in Eukaryota, Metazoa, Arthropoda, Insecta, Diptera, Culicidae. The record is from RefSeq and is a predicted model, not a curated record. The coding region runs from base 102 to 542 and encodes 146 amino acids. The transcript has 2 exons.
CGCAGUUUGUCAGUAGAAGUUGUCAUUCUUCUACGCGCGUGUGUGAUUGUUAUGAAAUCAGUUUCGGCCGGAAAAUAAUCAUCCAAAUCCAGUGGAAAACCAUGUCCAUCAAGGUGGGAGGAACAUUCAGCCGCUCCGGUGGAAUUGUGUCCGCUAUUGGCAAGCAGCUCAAGCUCAUCAACCUGAAGGCGGUGCAGCGGAUUACGGUCACGUUCGAUCCGUUUCAGGAAAAUGCCGUUCCCACAAGAGAGUUCCUGCAGCACCUGUCCUCGCCUCGGAUCGUGCAAUCCAACCCAUCGUGCUUGCUGAAGUCGGAAGUGGUGUGCGACCGGAGAUCGCCUUCCAUCAUUUUCCAGCUAUCCCCAACUGCCCAAGCCGAAGCAAAGCUCAAAAAGAUCGAAUUCAACAGUGCAAACCUUUCGACGCUGGAACUGCUUCAGCUGUGCAACAAACACGUUUCCAGCCUAGCUCCCAAAGAGAUCGUCUCCAGUGGCGUCAAGACCAAGUCCGAGAAGAAGGCCGGUGGCGCUAAGCGACGAUAGAAUCGUGCGGUCCAAGGUAACAUUUUCCCAGUAAGCUAAGAAAUGCCGGACAAAAAGCUAAAGGGUGGCCACAUGGCCAUCAUCGAGAACUGGUACCAUCAGAUUCCUGCCUUUACCGAUGUGUUUACCGAGGAGAGCUUCUACAUGUUUGUGGUGUGCUUCGUGCUGGCCACCAUUUGUGUGGUCUUUGUUCUGUCGCGGUUCAUCACUUUGAAACCAGUGGACUAACCGUACCGGAAACACGUUUAAUGGGGAAGGAUUCGAUUGUUGCAAACACAAACAAAAGUCAGCUUUAGGUAAUAAAAUUAACUAAAUUUAAUAAUU